AUGUUCUGGUCGGCGCUUCACUCGGCCGUCAUUAGUAAUUCAGAUGAUUCCAAAAACAAUUUACCACUAUCCGAAGUGAAAGAGGACGGCAUUUCUAAGGCUCCCGUAGGAGGACCAUUCACAUGGGUUUCGACCAUCUCAGGUCUACCAAUCAUAAGUCUAUUUGCUUAUCGUGCAGAACCCAGAAACUGUCCAGCUUGCUCUUGUGGUACCAACAGUUCGACAACCUCGAACGAUGAUCUGAGCAACAUUAGUGACCUGCGAAUCUAUGGGGGCAAGAAUGCUACGGACGGAAUGUAUCCUUGGAUGGUGGCGCUGUAUUACGACAAUAAAUUCAUCUGUGGAGGAUCCCUGAUCAACAAUCUGUACAUUUUGACGGCAGCUAGUUGCGUUUUCAACACCGAUCGAACGUUGUUCUCGGUGAAAUUUCUAAUGUAUGAUCGCGGAAAUCCCGAUUCCAAUUUCUUCGAGCGACGCGUUUCGUACAUCAUGACCAAUUGGUUCUUGGAUACAGGAAUAACCUCGAUGAACGAUUUGGCCCUGUUGAAGUUGAACGAAACGGUCCCGUUGGGGAGUGGUUUGUCUCCCGUGUGCUUACCACCGGAAGGUCCUACUUAUGGCGGAUACAACGGAACCGUUACAGGAUGGGGUAAUACUGUAAACUACACGUACUCGCGGGUGUUGCAGGAAGCGACUGUACCGAUUCUGACGUACGAUGAAUGCUUGAAGCAAAGCAAUUACCAUUUCUUCCAAAUCGAUGACAGUAAGUUGUGCGCGGGAGCCCCCGACGGUGGAAUAGAUGCUUGCCAGGGAGAUACCGGUGGUCCGUUGCACAUCAUAGAUCAGCAAACUGGAAAAUACGUCAUAGCCGGAGUGGUCUCCGUUCGAACGGAAUGUGCCCAGCCAAAGUAUCCAGGGAUCUAUACCCGGGUGAACAAGUUUAGGUCGUGGAUCAAGUUCAAUACCCGGGAUGCUUGCUACUGUAGUUCAUGA
Molecule: messenger RNA, 993 nt
Organism: Sabethes cyaneus
Lineage: Eukaryota; Metazoa; Arthropoda; Insecta; Diptera; Culicidae
Product: serine protease hepsin-like
Exons: 4
Coding region: 1-993 (330 amino acids)
Biological process (GO): proteolysis
Molecular function (GO): serine-type endopeptidase activity
Source: RefSeq, a predicted model, not a curated record